Molecule: messenger RNA, 1446 nt
Organism: Laccaria bicolor S238N-H82
Lineage: Eukaryota; Fungi; Basidiomycota; Agaricomycetes; Agaricales; Hydnangiaceae
Exons: 3
Coding region: 1-1446 (481 amino acids)
Biological process (GO): transmembrane transport
Cellular component (GO): membrane
Molecular function (GO): transmembrane transporter activity
Source: RefSeq, a predicted model, not a curated record
AUGGCGCCUUCAACUGUCAUUAAGUCUACAGUGGUCGACUAUGCACAUCCUAGUGUCCGCAGAGAGCCGUUCUCGCAUCUUACAAUUCCUAGCAUCUUUUCGUCACGCCGAGGGCAUAAUGGACAUGUAGAAAACGCAGAAGAGGAACAAUUCAUUGAAUCCGAGCUCAAACUCCCUUCUUAUAGGUCCCUCUUUGUCGCAAUCGGGGGAAAUGCCCUCUUCCAGGCGAGUUUCCUCAUUUCCAAGUCGACUCGAACACUCAUUCCAAUUGUAACACAGUUCUCAUUUUUUAUAAUCGUUUCCUCUGCCAGUGCAUAUGCAGAACAUCUCGGGGGAUCCGCCGUCUUUUCUGGCCUUAUCAUUGGUAUCCCAACCGUAUUCUCCGGUAUCGCCUUGAUUUUCAUGACAAGGCUUGAUAAAGGUCGUUACAAAAGGCCCUUCCAAUUCGCAUACGCAGCCAUGCUCCUUGGAAAUAUCUUACACGCCAUGGAUUACUACUCUAACUGGCUUUACCUGAUCCUCCUGGGGCGAAUCGUCACCGGGUUCGGUUUCACCUCCUUCAUGUACACAAAGCGGUACUGUAGCGACCCACGCAUAGUUGGCGUUCGCCAACGCACAACCCUUGCCUCCUGGCUCGUCAUCGGUCAAUGCUUCGGCUUUUCAACAGGCCCCUUCCUCGGUGGUCUCUUGUUCAAAGUAGGGUUCUCCAAUUCCAUUUUCAAUGGGUUCACUAGCCCCGGGUGGGUGAUGGCAACCACAUGGGCCGUCUUUUGGGUCAUCAGCAACGUGCUCUUCGAAGACGUCCAAACGCAACAAGAAUCCACAUUAGAGUCUGACCCAGCAGAAUCUACCAUAAGCCUUUCCGCACGUCAAUGGGGCGUCAUAAUCUGCAUGUGCUACUACGCAAUGACCUGUUUCCUCAUCCUCGCCAGUUGGGAAUCCAACAUUCCCGUGUUCACCGCAUCCGCACUCGGUUACUCCCCCUUCCGCGCGGGAAACUUCAUCGCUCUGGGAGGGUUAGCGUCCUUCCCGUUCCUCCUUCUCAACGUUCGGUACGCCCGCCGAUUCCAGGACCGCACCACGCUAGCCACAGGUACUUCUCUCGGGCUCGCAGGACUUCUUCUCACACUCGUCCUUCUUCGAACUGAUAACAUCACAUUCGGAUCGUUCUACGUCUGUUGGGUCCUCGUCGCUCUUGGUUUCAACCUUGCAAGUACUUGUACACUUAGUUUACUCUCCAAACAGUUGCCAGACAACUGGAAUGGAAGGGUAAGUUUGGCUAUACAAUACAGUAACUAUCUCGGUCGCGUCACUGGUGCUAUCCUCGGUGGUGCUGGCGUCAAAAUAGGGAUGAUGAAUUACAUCGGUGUGCAGAUAGCUGUGGUGGGCAUCGGGGGAAUAAUGUAUUUAACACUCUGGAGGGAACUCAAGGCGAAAACGGGAUAG